Symbiodinium natans is the source of this 774-nucleotide messenger RNA. The record is from the annotation of a GenBank genome assembly. Lineage: Eukaryota; Dinophyceae; Suessiales; Symbiodiniaceae.
AUGCACAUGGGCCUUUUUGAUUCGAAGUUCGCCCUGCAUCGUGUUUGCCAGGUCAAGGGAUGUGAGCAUGAUGACCACCAGGAAGAAGAGGAAGACGUGGAGGAGGAAGAGGAGGAGGACGACGACGACGAGGAGGAGGACGAAGAGGACGAGGAGGAGGACGAGGAGGACUCCGUGGAUGGUGGGGAAGAAGCCCGCACGGUGCCUUCGGCGGCGCCGCCGAAGGCCGUCGUGCCGCGGCCGCGGCCCAUGGUCCCCGACAGCGACGACGAAGACGAUGAGGAGUCUGGAGAAGAGGGCUUCAUGGACAUUAUGCGCGGCCUUCAGGCGCGAGUCCGGAAGCCUGCUGGUGCUUCGGACGCCUCCUCGUCGCAGGAUGCGCCGAGGCCGGCCAAGCCGGCGCGCAAGCGCGAUGAGGAGGCGGAGCUCGAACGGGAGCGGAAGGAGGUGGCGAAGCGUACGCUGGAGCUCAUGGAGGCCCGGCGCAUGGUCGAUGCAGCCCUGGAGGGAGAUAGCGGCAAGAAGAAGGGCCGCAAGCGCAACUACGUCAACAAGCGCUGCAGCGUUCACCUCAUCAGGCAGAAGAUGGACGAAGAACUUGCGGCACAGGAGCGGGGGCCGCGAUAUGUCAACAACGUGGCGAUCUUCGUGAAGAAGGGGCAAAAGGACAUUGACGCCAACACGGCCGAUGUGCUCGUGAAGAAGGAUGAGAAGGAGAAGGCGAAGAAAGCCAAAGAGAAGGAGGAAAAGAAGUCGGCCAAGGCUUCGGAGUGA